AGCAUGGAUGGGAUGCAGAGAGACGAAGAGCCAGAUAACAGACAGAUGCGUAUGUAUGGGUGGGCAGCUGGCAGGCUGUCAGGUCAGCAAAAUAGCCAGCCGCUAUGCAUACCCCGUGUGUGUGCCCGUGUGUGUGUCCGUGUGUGUGUGUGUGUGUGUGUUGUGUGUCUGUCCGUCCGUACCACAGAAACCCAGACAGACGAAAGGGCAGGAAAGCGGAGAGAAAGACACACACAGCACAGAGACGGAGGGAGGGAGAGACUGGACUUCAAACAACACAACACAACACAACACUCCAUCACACGCACCUAGCAACACUCCCAACACGUCCAUCCUUCUCAGCCACACUCUGUGUGUGUGUGUGUGUGUGCUAUGCUCGCCGCUGUGUGAACUGCGUCCCACUGAAUGCCCCACCACCAGUGCUGCUGCCGCUGCCCUGCUGCCCGCCGAAGAAGCCCUGUGUGGGGCUGCUCGCCAACGCGCCAAACCCACCCCCACCGCCCGUCGAGUAGGCCGCAAACCCACCGCCUCCACCACCACCAAACUGAUGCACACACACACACCACACAGUGAGGGCAAGCGAUUUGGUUCGUGGUCUGAUGGAUGGAUGGAUGGUUGCCUGAAUCGUGUUGAGUGUGUCCCGUCCGUCCGUAUCUCACUCAACUAACUCACCGCUGGAGUGGUCUGUUGACCAGCACCCGUCGCUGCUCCACCUCCGAAGGCCCCCGACCCGAACCCAAAACCGCUGGACGUCUGGCCGAAGGUGUGGAGGGGCAGAUGGGAUGGCGCACCCUGACCGCCGCUGCCAGCGGGCGUCACAACCCCCAGCUGGCCCAACAGACCACCACCACCACCAGCUGCGCCGCCCCCUCCCCCGGUGCUGGUGGAGCUGAAGUUGAAUGUGAACCCCCCGCCGGCCCCUGUGGCAGGGGUGGAUGGUGUGAUGGUCUGCAUGACGGGGGGCGCCGCGAUGGACGACAAGCCACUACUGAUGGCCGUGGUCGUAGUGGUGCCGGCUGCCGACGGGAAGACUAGGGCCGCGGCCGGUGGCGACGUAGUGGAUAGAGAUAGUGACGCCAGGCCUUCAGUGGCCGCUGCUGCUGCUGCUGCUGCGGUGCUCGUCGGCUGUGCAGACGGGAACAGUGGCGCGGGAGGGAGAGGGGCAGCUGCGGCGACUGGCGCUGCCGCGGGUGGUGGUGCAGCUACUUUUGCCAUGGUAGUCGGCGACUUGGACCUCACCGAUCGGCCCAUCCUGUCCCUUUCCUCUCCUUCGUCGCUGUCUUCAGUGGCAGCGCCUUGAUCGCGUCCACGCACGGUGCCCUCGGCUACGACAGGAGGCUGUGGGAUGGGCGGAGGGGGCAGCGGUGCUGGGGGCACCGCGGCUGCCGCACCGCCACCGCCACGGCCAAAUGUCGGCGGUGUCUCCUGUGGUGCAGCCUCUGCCGGUAUCGAAGCCCUCUGCUCCCGCGGCCGUGGCGGCGUUGGGCUGGGUGCCGGGGGUGAAAGGAGAGAGGGCGGCUGCUUGGAGAAGGCUGUUGGCCUCUGCUGCUGCUGCUGUGCCGUCGUGACGGGUGUCUCGAUCCUCGAUAGGUCUGGGGGUAGGCUGGCGCGGCGUGUCCCGGCGGCCUUGGGCAGCUGAAUGGGGUCGGGCAUGCGGAAGCCGUCCGCGUCGACGUCCGUCGGGGGGCCGCUGCCGCCCAUCGAUGGCACCGAUGGCACCACCCGACCAGUGGACGGGGGACGCUGCGCUGCGGUCACUUGCCUGAGAGAGAAGCGCAGCACACAGCGGGUCGGUUGUGCAUGAGUGCGCGUGUACGGGCAUACUCACUCGUCCGUGUCCGGGCGACGUGGCCUGGUGGUUGCUUUGGGUGGGGGCGGGCCUCUGCCGGGUGGCAUCUGGGGGACUGGUGUGCGGACACCACUGGGGGGGCCACGACUGGCUCGGGACGGGACACCUACACCUGCGCACAGACCAGGCCAGACAAUAGAACACACAGAAGGGCGGAUGGGAUGACAUGAGCGGCAGAUGGCUGGCUGGCUGGAUGGACCUACCUGGGAGUGCCGGAACGGCCAGGUGUGGCGCUGUCUGCGGGAUCUGCUGUUGGGCCUCCCGAUCUCGCUGCUCCCUCCGCAUGUAAGACAGGGCACUCUCAACUGCAGGGCCGCCAACUGCCGCACGGGCAGGCGCGAUGACCGGCUCAGCCCUGGUCCAGACACACACAUACACGCACAUCCCAUCCACCCCCCCUCGUGUCUGUCGUGUGGUGUGCAUGUGACUGGGCUGGCUCGUCCAUCGCUCACUUGAUGGGUGUUGCUUGUGUCGGCCUCGUUGCCCAGAUCUGCUCCACACGCCUCGCGAUCUCAGCACGGUGGGCUGCGGGCACAUGGCGAGGCGGUCGCUGGUCGGGCGGCUGCCCCUCCCGUCGACUCGCCGGGCCAGCCCUGUCUGUUGAGUGACGGCGCCUGGAUGGGCCUCCCUGCAAUCGCAACAGCCUGACGCGCUCCUCAAGGGUCGCCAGAAACUUUUCGGUCUUGUCGUACUCGUGCCUUAUGGACCUUGCAUGGCAGGUGGUGUGGACAGGGAGGGACACGAAGCGAGAUCACGACCGUGGGCUGUGCUGUGCGUGGGGGUAGUGUGGUGGGGUGUGGUGUGGUGUGGUCAUAUGGUAUGGUGUGAUACUAUGCUGUGCCUACUCGACAUCUUGCUUGAGGUGCUCCUCAUCGAGUUCGGGUGUGCGGCUGUGGCGGAAGUCAGGACGGCGGGGCGCAGGAGGGGGGCUGCACAGCACACACCACCACACACCACCGACAGACACGUGUCGUGUUGGUGUGGUGCUUCCUUGCCAAUCACUCAAUGUAGAUGCGGUGGUCGUCUGCAUGUCAUGUCCAGGUUUUGUUUGUAUGUCGCUCACCUGGUGGGUCGGUCGUGCGCCGGUGGUGUGGAGAAUGGGUGUCUUGAGACCAGCUGCGAGCCGCCCCUGCCGCGGCCGGGCAGGCGACUCAGCCUGUCCCGGUGAGCCGACGCACUGCAGCCAUCCCAUCCCAUCCACGACAGACAGACAGACAGACAACCCAGCGGCAGCCAGACGUGAGCACACACCAGGGUGGAUGGAUGGAUCAUAUUUCAACCCACCGUACGUACCGUUGGGCCAGGUGCAUCCUCUCCAGUGCCGUCCGUGCGCCCUCGACCCCCUCCCUGUCCUCCCUGGGCUGGUUGAGCAGGGUGCUCCAGCCACCGAUACCGAACCGAUCAGCCCCCGUCUCGGGCCUCUUGGUCCGUGGCCCUCUCUCAGCCGUCAGGGGUGCGGUGCGCUUGUGGCUGUCCGGUGGGCGAGGCGGUGAGGGGCCGCGCUGUGAUGCGUGGCGGAUGGUGUCGCGGAUGUCACGAUUGACCCUUUUGGCACGCGCAGAGAUGUCGAGGGCUUGAUGGACCAGCCUGACACGACACACACAGACAAGACAGACAAGACAGGCAGACAGACAGACAGGUGAUUGGGAGUGAAUGGUGCUUGGUGUUCUCUGUGUGUGUGUGUGUGGUUGUGUGUGUGUGGUUGUGUGUGCCGCCUGACUGACUCGUGGACUUCGGGUGACGCAAGUUUGACAGUGUCGUUGGAGAGCCAUGUGGCCGCUUCCGCCUCGGCAUGCACCGGAGGGGAAACACACUGAUAGCGGCACACAAGACAACACAACGCCAUUCAUUGCAUGUCAUCCCUCCCUCCCUCCCUCCCUCAUCCAUCCAUCCAUUUCUGUCUUGUUCCCUCCCCCCCUUGCGUGUGCCUACCGUACCGCUCUGUACAAAUGCUGGAUUAUGCGGGCCAUUUUCUCGUAUUCGGCCAUCUGCUCGAAUCGACGACAGAGGGGCACCGAGGUAGAGCUGCCAUCGCCGUCAGCAGGCAGCUCCCUCUCGGCCUCACUCAGCGCCAGACGGGCCGCAUCGUGCUCCUCUGAACGGGCCAGACAGACAGAUACACAGAUGGGUGGACGGUGUGGUGGUGGUGGUGUGGCGGUAUGUGGCUCACCCUACCCUGUCUCAGUUUGAUUUGCUCGAGCAUAUCCUUCACUUGCUGUGCCUGUGCCUGGCUGAGGACCACUUGUUCGUCCUCAAUCUGCCUGACGCGCCUCUCGAAGCCGCGACACUGAUAGAACACCUCGGCGGUCAUCUUGGUCUGACACGUCAAAACACACACACACAUGUCAUGUCAGGUGUUGCUUUGCUUCCAUGACCAAUAUAAUCCUCCCCUCUCCUUAAAAUGCUGACCGCGAUGCCCCUGCCCAUGGAGCGUUCAGCCUUAGCCUGGAACAGCUCCUCGGCCUCGUCCAUGAGCCGCAUCGUCCUCUCACGCCCCUCACGCACACGAUCCUGAUCCUGAUCUUGUUCUUGUUCCACCAUCCACUCCACCGCACGGACCUCCUCGCCCUCCUCCUCUUCAAGUAAUGUCUCGUCGGCCUCCAUCGGCUCCUCAGGCGCAUACAGAUAGCCAUAGCCUAAACCCUCCUGGCCUCGGUCAGCCUCUGGCGUGGUCUCGCUGGCGUCCGGUGAGGGCGACUGGAUGGGGAGGGGGGAGGGGAAGGGAUACACGGACGGCGGGGGCAGACUGGGCGCUGCCCUGCUGGGGGGCGUCUGGAACAUGCCACCCUGCUGCUGCUGGUCGGCCCCGGCCGACUGACGUGGCCGCAGAGGGAAGGCACCUGCUCCUGCGGCUGCUGGUGCCGCUGCUGCUGUAAUGGUGAAGAGCGGUGGAAAUGGCGCCGCCGGCUGCGGGGGCGGGGGGGACAGUGGGGAGAGUGGAGAGGCAGUGGACAGCCCCCCGUUGCUGCGUUGAGUCGGAGGAGCCAUCACCGCACCGCCAGACAUCGGCGGCGGAGCCGCGAAGGGCACUGGCGCUGACACAAAGGCACGCAACACACACACAAACAGACAGACAGGGCAAUCAUGAUCGGUCAGCCGGAGUCUUACACACGUGUCUGUCUGAUUCCACCCUCCCGCCCAGCCUCUCACCCCUUUCACCUUGAAGAUUGGCCUGUAAGGGUCCUGCGGGUGAGCCUUCCCGGCUGUCGGCCAGCUCAGUGCCGCUCUCCUCUGGCGACUCGGGCGGCUGUCGCAGGGGGGAGCCACCGGGGGCACUGGCCGACAUCGAUGGUGGCCCUGAUGUGAUGCAUGACGGCGAGGGCGGCAGGGGGGCCUCCCAUGUGUCGCUGCACAGCUGCGGCAUGUUCUGGUAGUUGAGUAUCUUGGCCGUGAGGUUGCCCGCCGUGGACGAGAGCAGCAGUAUGGGGGGGCGGUCCACAGUGACGGGACCUCUGGUGUAGCUGCCCUCGUACCCGAAAUACGCACACGCACCUGACCUCCCAUCCCAUCACCACACACAGAUUCCAUGCACAGCUCAGAUCGAUUUGGAUGUGAUGCCUGAAUGGAAUGCACGCUCUGUGUCUGGUGUGGUUGCUUUACCGCUCCAGCCGGCUUGGUCGUCGGUGCCGACGUUGACCGACAGAACGGGGCCCUGCCCGCUGCGGGUGAUGACCCACUCGGAUGGGGCCACAUCAGUGUCCUGCUGGCCGUCCGGCGGCAUAGCGAACUGUUGGUCCCGCGACAGUGUCAGGCCCUGGUCACCCUUGCUCGUUGACACCAGCAGCAAACCACUGUCAACACAGAUGGAUGGACGGAUGCAUGGGCAGUGAAUGGGUGAGUUGGUGUGUACUUGUGUGCUGUGUGUGUUGGGCGGGCGGGGCGCUGGGUGCUCUCAUCCACCACUCACUCACCAUUGUGGCAUGAAGUGGAAGAUGGCGCGGUCUGUGAGGCUCCACGAGUCCACAUAAACCUGCUCAAACGGACCAUGAGACCGAUCGACAGACGACGUCCACCUAGUAUAGUAGUGUUAGUGUGCUGUGCCCAGCCUUACGCACGCACCUCGUUGACGUCAGACCUGCCCACCCACUGGAUGCUGCCGUCGCCCGCCAUCACGCGAAACAUGAUCUGAAUGAAGGAAGCCACACAGGACAGGAAGGCCGAUCCGAUGGAUCAUCUGGACAUCUUUUGGUUCCAUGCUCCCUCCCUCCCUCCCUCCCUCCAUCCCUCCAUCCAAGGUUGUCUUUACGAUGUAUGUGUCCAGUGGCGCCGAAUCGUCCGUCGGGUCGGCGCCUGGAGCAGGGCCAAGCCACACGGCCGCCCACAGCUCGUCUGUGCGGCCGCCGCUGGACGGGUAGGGAACCGAGUGCAUGCCCACCACGAUGCCCCUGGAACCAGCAACACACACACACACACACACGGUGCUCAUGUGGGAGGACUCUGAAUGCGCGUGUGUGUGCGGCGGUGUGGUGUGUGUAUGGCACCCGCUGAGGUCGUUGUCAGCGAUGGGUGUGAUUUGCACGUCUGUGAGGCUGGUGCUGCGGCACACACCGAUGUGGCCUAGCAAUGAGUGACAGAGGACCACGACAGAUGUACACGUGUAGAUCUUCACCCACAUCAACACACGUACCUGGUUGGCUGAGGCCGAAGACAAGCACGUCCGCACUCGGCACAGACGCCACCGACGUCCUCAGCUGACAGGCAACUGCCCCCCAACGCACAAACACACGACGACACACUCAUGGCGAUGUAUGUCACGGAAUACCAGAUUCCUCCCUCGUCCACUCCACCAACUCCCUCCCUCCCUCCCUCACCGCAGGUGGCGCCGUGUAUCGGAAUUUGCAUGCAGGGCGGCUCUGCCGUCAUGGUGGCGGUGAAUGGUCCAACGAUCCGCGCGGUGCUCCUGGCGUACACAUGGAGGGACGCCGGCAUGAUGCGGUCCUCCGGCUGUGCUGCGGCAGCGGGUGGGGCGGGGGAUACCAUGUCGUCCACACAAAUGCCCACGAUCUCGUCACGAGCUGUGGGGUGGGGGGACCCGACACACAGCCAGAUGGGAGUUAGUUGAGUGUGCCGGUGUGGUGUGGUGUGGUGUGUGCGGGCGGGCGGGCGAACCUGUCCACUGGAAGUCGAUUAUCAGGCCGCCAAAUGAGUACUCCGUCACCUGUCAGUCAGUCAGUCAGUCAGUCAAACCAAGCCAGACAGACAGCCACCGACAGACAGACGGACAUUCACGUGACGUGUUGUGUUGGCUGGUACAUCAAUUGAUGAUGUGUCGUGUGUGUAAGUCCUUCGGCAGGUGGUGUGAGUGAGGAAGGAGUGCGGACGUUGUGUGCGUACGUACCUGUGCUGGAGGGCUCUGGCAGACGUCGAAUACGAUGAUUUCGUGUCCGAUUUGGCAGGCACACAUGCUCUCGUCGUUGCUGAGGCGGAUCUGCGCCGCCUUCUGGCCCUCCGCAUCACCCGCCAGCUGCAAUGCAUCAAACCCAAGGAGGACGCAUGCGCACACACACACGCAUGUAUUGCAUGAGAGCGCGUCUGUCUGUCUGACUGACUGACUGGCGUCAGUCAUGGGUGGUUGUGCCAUGCACAGUACCCACCGGGAAGACUGCAGCUUCGCGGUACUGCUGAAUCGCGGCCGGCUCGGGAACCUCCUGCAUGCCAUGCAGGCCAUGCAGCCACACACCAUACCCAUACACACACCACACCCAUACAUACGUGUGGUGUGUUGGUGUGGCUGGCUUCACUUGACAGGUACGGUAGGUACGCUCUCCCUCUCCCUCCCUAGGACCUUGUGUGUCUGUCUGUGCUGUUUGUUCACCUGUUCCAGGUCCAGCCCUGCCAGCAUGUCACCCACCUUGUACGCACACAAACCUACAUACAGGUGAGCGAGAAUGCAUUCCCCGACACACAACACCAACCAACAGUCGUGCGGUACGUGGAUCUCUCCCUCUCUCUGUGUGUGCCAGCGACGCGGGUACCGCACCAUACCUGAUUGUGAGAGGCAGUAGAGGCGUCCAUGGCGUCGUGAGAGUGCCAGCUUGGGCCCUGCCGGCCCUCUCACGCCACUAGGACUGGCAUCCCCGGUGUCGCCCGUCACAGACACCAACCCCUUGACGACAAUACCUGGUCAUCACAGGUCACACAGAGAGGUCAGGCAGACUUGAUGCUGAUGAUAUUCCCACUUGUAGAGGCGCAUGCACGUACCCUGGAAGAGUGACGGUCCGACAUCUACAGAUGCGACCGAUGCUAUCAUAUUCUCUCUCAGCGCCGCGUAUGGG
Messenger RNA from Vitrella brassicaformis, 8124 nucleotides. The record is from the annotation of a GenBank genome assembly. Lineage: Eukaryota; Vitrellaceae.